AUGGCGGACACGGUGAACCUUGAAACUGCUCAACAUCAGCGUGCACAAGCUCACAACGCCGCUGUGGCAUCGUGCCUCCUCACAGAGAAAGAUUGCGUGGGAUCAUCACGAAAGCACAGCGCCGCUCAUUGGUGUCUGCAGAAUAUUGCUCAAGAAUCAGUUGACAGCUCUGAUGAGGAGUUCUUUGAUGCCAGAGCAGAUGUUAUGGAGGGGAAGAGCGCCAUUCUGCUGGGCAUGAGUCAGUGGAACUCAAAUGACCUGGUGGAGCAGAUUGAAACUCUGGGACACAUGGAGGACCAGUCGCACGAGGGUCUCUACCAGCUGGGUGGUCCACGCUGUGCCCCUCAGAGCAGCAUUGACGGACUGGAGGACACAGAGAGGAAAUGUAAGACGCAUGUGCUGCUGCUGGUGGUGCAUGGAGGAAACAUCUUGGACACAGCAGGCGGAGACCCCAGCUCAAAGGCUGGCGAUGUGGACACGCUGGCCUCGGUGCUGGAGAAGGUGACGCGGGCGCAUUUCCAGGCUGUCGCAGAACACAUCAAGAUCAAGCUGGUGCCAUGUCUGGCUGUGUGUGCCGAGGCCUUCUCCCUGGUGUCCAAUCUGAACCCAUACAGCUAUGACGAGAGCUGUGUGUCCAGUAGCGUGGACCACCUGCCCUUGGCUGCCCUCCCCCUCCUCGCCAUCGUCUCACCUCGCUACCAGGAUGCCGUGGCCAUCGUGAUUGCCCGAGCCAACCAGGUCUAUCACCGCUUCCUGCAGUCAGAGGACGGCCAGGGAUUCACGGGUCAGGUCUGCCUGAUGGGCGACUGUGUGGGAGGUGUGCUGUGCUUUGACGCUUUGUGCUUUAGCAAUCACCAGAGGCCCGGCAGCCCCAACAGCAGCAAGAACAACAGCACUGAGAGCCUGAAGGAUAACUCGGGCCUACUCGGGGAGUCCAGCCCGGGUCUGAGUUCAAGCAAGAGGCUCAGUAAGAGCAACAUCGAUAUCUCCGCCCCCAAUGAAGGGCACGGCCAGGGCGGGCCACCGCUCAGCCGCAAGCAGAGCGACUCCUAUGAUGGAGACACCACGUCCACGGGCCAGCACAGCUUCUUUUCCAGUUUGAUGAAGGAGGGUGUGGAGCUGCGUGGUGGCAGUAGCACUGGUCUGGUGUUGAAUCCCGGUCAAUUUGACUUUGAGGUGUCAGACUGCUUCCUGCUGGGCUGCCCUUUGGGCCUGGUGCUGGCCAUGAGACGCACCGUGCUGCCUGCCGUCCAGGUGAGCCAGCUGCAUCCAGCCUGCUCUCAGAUUUUCAACUUGUUUUACCCUUCGGACCCUUCAGCCUCCAGACUGGAGCCGCUGCUGCAGUCUCUCUUCCACAAGUUGCCACCGUACGCCGUGCCGCGCUACCAGCGCUACCCUCUCGGAGAUGGGCGCUCAAUGCUCAUAGCGGAGAGUAUCCAAAGUCAUUCAAAUGUUUUUCUGGAAGCUGAGCAAACCCCUGGAGGUUCAGCUUCACAGACGUCCUCUGAGACGAAGACUGAAGGAGGGGGGGCAGAAGAAGGAGGGCGUAGAGCCAGCGUGACCAGUGUGGAAAGUGAAAUGUCCAUUUGCUCCAUGGGCCAGCUGGGAAACACCAUCGCUAACAUUUCCAGCAGCUGGUGGGGCUCCAAGAGGCUGGAUUAUGCUUUGUACUGUCCUGAUGUGCUGACUGCCUUCCCAACGGUGGCUCUGCCUCACCUGUUUCAUGCCUCCUACUGGGAGUCCACUGACGUAGCAGCCUUUGUUCUCCGGCAGCUCAUGGGAUGUGACUGUGUGAAGACCCAGGAAGCGGACAAUUUGGGCUCUGCUCUGUUCUCUCCCUCAAGCCCACGAGAAAAAUGGCUCAGAAGGAGGACUCAUGUCAAACUAAGGAACGUCACUGCCAACCACAGGGUGAAUGAUGUCAUUGCCAUCGAGGAUGGGCCUCAAACUCUGGUUGGUCGCUUCAUGUACGGCCCCUUGGACAUGGUCACUCUGACUGGAGAAAAGGUGGACAUCCUGCUAAUGACACAACCUCAGUCCGGCCGCUGGGUGCACUUUGACACAGAGGUGACCAACAGCAGCGGCAGAGUCACAUAUACGAUACCCAAGAGCAAGAAGCUCAGCCUGGGAGUCUAUCCGAUUAAAAUGGUGGUCAAGGGCGAUCAAACGAGUGCAGAGGCCUACGUGACUGUGUUGCCGCGGGGCAUGGAGUGUGUGGUCUUCAGCAUCGAUGGCUCUUUUGCUGCUAGUGUGUCAAUCAUGGGCAGUGACCCCAAGGUCCGCCCUGGAGCUGUCGAUGUCGUCCGGCACUGGCAGGACCUGGGUUAUCUGAUCAUCUACAUCACAGGCCGCCCUGAUAUGCAGAAGCAGCGUGUGGUAUCCUGGCUGUCGCAGCACAAUUUUCCUCACGGGAUGAUCUUCUUUUCUGAAGGCCUGGUUCAUGAUCCCCUUCGACAAAAGACCAUCUUCCUCAGGAACCUCAUGCAGGAGUGUCACAUUAAGAUCAACUCUGCUUAUGGCUCCAUGAAGGACAUCACUGUUUACAACAUGCUAGGCCUCUGCCCCUCACAGAUUUAUAUUGUUGGCAGACCUUCGAAGAAGUAUCAAAAUCAGUGCCAGUUCCUGAGCGAGGGAUAUGCAGUGCACCUUGCCACCCUUCAGUUUGGGCACAGAGCCAGAACCAAGAAAUCCCCUUCAGUCCGUAUGGUCCUCAGGAAGGGCUCUUUUGGCCUCUCGGCGAAGCCUGACUUCCUGUGUAAGCGCAGCCACCUGCGCAGGACCAUGUCAGUGCAACAACCCGACCCACCGUGUACACCCAACCCCAAGCCUGAGCGAGCUCAGAGCCAGCCGGAGUCAGAUAAGGACCACGGAGGAGGAGGGGGAGGAGGGGGAGGCGUAUGGGGACGGCCCUCCAUUCACCGUGGAGACACCACUCCCUGA
Messenger RNA from Cyclopterus lumpus (lumpfish), 2940 nucleotides. RefSeq names its product PITPNM family member 3 (gene pitpnm3). Gene Ontology annotation, molecular function: metal ion binding; phosphatidylcholine binding; phosphatidylinositol binding. Gene Ontology annotation, biological process: phospholipid transport. The transcript has 19 exons. Gene Ontology annotation, cellular component: cytoplasm. The coding region runs from base 1 to 2940 and encodes 979 amino acids. The record is from RefSeq and is a predicted model, not a curated record. Lineage: Eukaryota; Metazoa; Chordata; Actinopteri; Perciformes; Cyclopteridae.